Messenger RNA from Cuscuta epithymum, 1338 nucleotides. NCBI's taxonomy places the organism in Eukaryota, Viridiplantae, Streptophyta, Magnoliopsida, Solanales, Convolvulaceae. The record is from the annotation of a GenBank genome assembly.
CGAUGGGGAACACGAUGAUACAGCGGCAUUUAAAAAAGCUUGGAAAUCAGCAUGUUCAUCUACUGCAAGAUCGGUUUCGUUUGAAGUUUCACAGGAUAAGAAGUAUCUUCUAAAACCAAUUUCAUUUUCAGGGCCAUGCAAAUCAGCUAUUACAUUUCAGAUCUAUGGAAGUAUUGAAGCAUCUGAUAAUCGGACAGACUACAAAAAGCAUCAAAGGCAUUGGCUACAGUUUCAAAGUGUCCAAAAUUUGAUGGUGGAAGGUGGCGGAACACUUGAUGGAAAUGGGAAAAUAUGGUGGCAAAAUUCUUGUAAAAUCAACAAAGCUCUUCCAUGCAAAGAUGCUCCCACGGCUUUGACCUUUUACAAGUGCAAAAGGUUGACGGUGAAAGACCUUAAAAUCCAAAAUGCACAACAGAUACAUGUCUCCUUCGAGAAGUGCACAAACGUUCGAGUUUCCAACGUUGCCGUAGCCGCGCCGGAGACCAGCCCUAACACCGACGGCAUCCACGUAACCGGCACAAAAAACAUUAACUUGACUGGCUGCACCAUCCGAACCGGUGAUGAUUGCAUUUCGAUUGUUAGUGGCGCCCGAAACAUUUUUGCAACAAAUAUUGCUUGUGGACCCGGGCACGGAAUUAGCAUUGGAAGCUUAGGAGCGGGAAAUUCGAAAGCUUACGUAUCUAAUGUUAUUGUGAACGGCGCAAAGCUCUCUAGGACUACAAAUGGAGUCCGGAUCAAGACGUGGCAGGGAGGUUCGGGAAGUGCAAGCAACAUCAAGUUUAAGAACAUAAAGAUGUAUGAUGUGAAGAACCCAAUUAUCAUCGACCAAAACUAUUGUGACCAAAACAAGCCUUGCAAAGAUAAUAAGAGAUCAAAUGUUCAAGUGAAAAAUGUGGUAUACGAGAACAUAUCUGGAACAAGCGCAACAGAAAUGGCGAUUGACUUUGAUUGUGACAAGAGACAUUCUUGCCGAGGAAUAAUAUUGCGCAAUGUCAAUUUGAAAAGGGAAGGAGGUGGAGAAGCAAAGGCUACAUGUAGAAAUGUACGCUUCAGCAAUAACAUUGCAAAUGAUAAUGUCUCACCACAAUGCCAGCUUGGAGAAGAUUAAGAUAUAUGCAGUAUUUAUUAGUCAAAUAAUAUUGUGAUGUCAUUUUAGAAGUAUAUAUUUAGUGUACAUCCAUAAAUGCACUUGUGAACUAUGGUUGAUAGAUUGUAAUUAGAUAUACAUACCACUCUACACAUAUUGUAUGCGAAUGUGAUAUUUGUACAGUACAUAAUUUAUUUGAUUGCAUUUGAAUAAAAAAUAAGGUUACUUGAAAUUUAUUUGAGUAGUGCAUA